AUGGCCGCGCCCGCUUUGAAGAGAAGAAAGCUCGAGCACAGCGACUCGGAAGAAGAUAGCGAAGGGAGCUUCGCAGACUUUAGCGACGACAAUGGUGUGGCCCUGGACGGGAGCGGCGCUGAAGAUGAAGAGGAUGAUAGCGACGCUUCAAUGGAUGGCGAUGUAAAGGGUUUGGAAGAUGAUGACGAUGACGAUGACAUGGACGAGGAUGUAGAAGAGAAAGUUGUGGAAGAAGAAGACGACGAAGCUAUUCACGACCAAAGCAAGAAACAAACACCCGCAGCCAAGGUUACCACCAGCGCGCCAAAACCAGCGAAAAGACCAGUCCCAAGCCUCCAAGAUAGCGUCUAUACCUCAGAGUCCUUCAAGUCGAACAUGUUUAAGCUCCAGGUCGACGAGCUACUGGAUCAGGUCAAGCUGAGGUAUGGGAAGAAAGAAGCGCCUGCCGAGAGUGCUAUGCGAACUCUCAAGGCCAUCAUCGAGCAGAUUCCCAAUCGCGAUGCGCUUCCUAUUGCGGAAGCCGAAAAGACGUUGACUUCUGCUGGUAUCGUCGUGCCCUUCCCAAGUCCUCGUCCUCCAAAGGAUGCUCUCUACAAGCUGGCGUACGAACGCCCAUCCAGCGUCAAUGCUACUGGCAGCUACCCACUCAAGACCGCGAGUCGCAGUCCUGAUAGCAUUGGCAUAGAUCUUGUUGUAACCAUGCCAAAAGCCUUGUUUCAGGACAAAGACUACCUCAAUCACCGAUACUUUUACAAGCGCGCGUACUAUUUGGCCUGUCUAGCGGCUGGCAUCAAAGACUCCAAAGACCACAAAUUCGCUCUGUCCUUUGAAAGUCUCAAUGGGAACCAAUUACAGCCUAUUCUCGUUGUACGACCCAGCGGCAACGGAGACGAGGAUGACUUCACAAGCUCCAAGUGCCACAUCAAUAUACUUGUAGCCCUGCCAGAGCAUACCUUUGCUCAGAACAAGCUGCUUCCAGACGCCAAAUGCAUUCGACCCAAGGGUAGCGAGCAAGAAACGACCAUCCAAAAACUCACUCCAACUCCCUUCUACAAUAGCACACUGCAGUCUGACGCCAAUGUUACUGCCUACCUCAAGCUAUUGCAUGCCACUGCGUCCAAGGCUGACGCCUUCAGAGACGCGUGUAUAUUAGGACGUGUCUGGCUCAAGCAGCGUGGUUUUGACGGCCAUAUUCGUAAAGGCGGUUUUGGUAAUUUCGAAUGGGCUGCUACGAUGGCUUUGCUAUUGCAGCCAAAUGCAGCGACCGGUAUACAGUCUGUUUCGCCAGCCUUCAGCAGCUACCAACUCUUCAAAGCCACCCUGCAAUUUCUCGGACGUGGAGAUUUGACCAAGAAACCCUUCAUCUUUCAGGCCGUCAACAUCACCAUCCCAAAGAAUGAGAAUGGUCCUGUCGUCUUCGAUGGACCCAGAGGGCAAAAUAUCCUCUUCAAGAUGACGCCAUGGUCUUACUACCGCCUCCGAUCUGAGGCUAAGGCUACAAUCGAUAUGCUGAGUGACUCUGUGUUCGAUCAGUUCGACAACACAUUCAUUCUCAAGACCGAAUUGCUGAAGUUUCGAUACGACGCUAUCCUUGAGAUACCACUUUCCUCUCUCGAUCUUUCGUCUGCAGGUGACGAAUACGACCAGCGUCUGAGUGAAAUCUGCCGGAAUAUCUACACAAGUCUUGGACGUGGUAUGAGUGAUCGUGUCACGGCUCUGACUAUUGCCCUACCAGAAGAAGGCAGCUGGUCAAUAAGUUCGCGCAGGCCUCGGGACGAUAAGCGCAAGAGUAUACUUGUCAGCUUCGCAACAGACCCUGCCAAUGCCAGCCGAACCGUCGAUCAUGGCCCUUCAGCAGAACUUAAGCAGGAAGCUGCGUCUUUCCGUAAAUUCUGGGGCGAAAAAGCCGAGCUUCGUCGGUUCAAGGACGGUUCAAUCUUGGAGAGCAUAGUCUGGUCCACCAAGGAUGGAUCAGCGUCUGUCCUUGAGCAGAUUGCUCUUUACGUGCUCAAAAAGCACAUUGGAGCCCAAGCUGCGGAGCAAGCCAAAUUCACCCACGAUGCCUUCUCGCACCUUGUGUCUGCUGGACGUAUCCAGGGCGCGUCAGGAGUGACGCCAUUCCUUUCGAUUAUGAACGCCUUUUCGGCCUUGGAGAAGGAUAUACGUGAUCUUGGAGAUCUCCCAUUACAGCUGCGUCAUAUCAGGGCUGCCGACUCACAACUCCGUUACUCUUCGAUCGAGCCACCCAUUGUAGGCCACGCCCCAGCGUCGGUGGUACUGCAAUUUGAAGGUUCCGGGCGUUGGCCGGAUGAUCUUUGCGCAAUACAGCGAACUAAGAUUGCUUUCUUGCUGAGGCUCUCUGAGCUUUUGGCAGCAUUGGACUCUGGAUACACUUCCCGUGUCGGUCUUGAGAACCCAUCGCAGCCGGCACAAAACCAGGCGUUCCUCGACGUCACUGCUUCUACAGGCUACACAUUUCGCAUUCGCAUAUACCAUGACCGAGAACCAACGCUCUUUGACCGGCAGAUCAAAGAUAAGACCCUCGAUGCUCCUUCACGCGAGUCUGCAGCAGCUUCGCUAGCUCUAUAUAAGCGCGAAUUUGUGAAUGCACCAUUACACUCGCAGGUGCUCCAGACACUAUGUACCCGCUUUCCUGCCCUCUCGCCAUCCAUAAGAUUGACUAAACGAUGGUUCGCUUCACACCUACUUACCCCUCACUUCUGCUCCGAACUCAUCGAACUCCUCGUCGUCCGCACAUUCCUACAGCACCACCCCUGGCCUGUUCCCGCAACCGCAACCACCGGCUUCCUGCGAACAUUGGCCUGGAUCAGCCGCUGGGACUGGCGCCACGUCCCUCUGAUCGUGGACUUCUCCUCGACAUUCUCUGCCAACCCUGCAGAUCUCGAAGACACAUCUUCCAAGGGCAUGAAAGCCGAGGAUUUCGAACGACUGCAAACCCGCUUCGAAGCAUGGCGACGCAUCGAUCCGGCCAUGAACCGCGUCGUACUCUUCGCCGCCACAAAUCUCGAUGAAGAAGGCACUACAUGGACAGACAAAGCGAGGCCAGAAAAGGUCGUCGCAGCCCGCUUAACUGCUUUGGCAAAGGCAGCUACACAAGCCAUCCGCGCCGACGAAGACGCUUUGCUCGCACGCGCAAACGGCAAACCAACGCCUUCAUCCCAGCACAACCUCACCCCAGAAAGCCUCUUCACAACCAACCUUGCAGACUACGACCUCCAAAUUUGCAUUGCGCCCAAACACGCCCUCUCCUCUUCCACAAAGCAAAAACGCACCUCCUCUUCCUCCCCCCUCCACUUCAAAAACCUCGACCUCCAGAAAGUCACGCGUGCAGGCGCCUCGGUCCCGCUGCCGCAGCUCUUUGCACAGGAUCUCGUGGCUGUCUAUGGCGACGCCAUACUCUGGUUCUGGGACCCCCUGGCACUGGAUCGCAUCGUGGGCUUGUGGAAUCCGGUGGUGACGGGGCAGAGGAGUUGGAAGGUUAAGCCGGGGUGGAAUAGUGAGCCUGUCAAGGUGAAGAGGGGUGGUCAGGUAGACGUUGAGAUUAGGGCGAAUAAGGUGGCUAUUAUGAAUGAGAUUAGGAGGUUGGGUGGGGAGUUGGUGAGGGCGAUUGAGGUCAAGGGGUUGGAGUCGUGA
Plenodomus lingam JN3 is the source of this 3654-nucleotide messenger RNA. RefSeq lists its product as uncharacterized. The record is from RefSeq and is a predicted model, not a curated record. Gene Ontology annotation, cellular component: UTP-C complex; small-subunit processome; CURI complex. Gene Ontology annotation, biological process: tRNA export from nucleus; rRNA processing. Lineage: Eukaryota; Fungi; Ascomycota; Dothideomycetes; Pleosporales; Leptosphaeriaceae.